Messenger RNA from Paramisgurnus dabryanus, 15572 nucleotides. The record is from RefSeq and is a predicted model, not a curated record. Lineage: Eukaryota; Metazoa; Chordata; Actinopteri; Cypriniformes; Cobitidae.
CCCUCACUCAAAUUGUAACCACCAGCAUCAGAAGCGGUGGGGCACAGAAGGGAGAAGCUUUUUAUUUUUUUUAGGGACAGUAAACGAUUGCACCGAGGACCGUAAACCGGCGAUCAUUUUUAAUAAUCACGUUUUUUUUUCUGAGGGAAUUAAUUAAAGACCGCUUUGAUUUUAGGGCAUUUUUAAAGACAUUACAAACCUCUGGUCGCAUGCUGUUAUUUAGUGAGCAAUAUACAUGAUCGUGCAAUUGCACAACAUGUCGCCUAUCUAGGCUGAAAAAAAGCCUUUUAAUAUACAUGAUAUAAUAUAUCAUACAGUCUGCGUUUUUCAUAUAUUGUCUGCUCGGCUACAUUCGCUAGCGUGUCGGAUAGCGUUUUGGAGGGCGCAAUAAACAACAGAGCACGGCGGACAAUUGUGAGGUUUGGAUGAGGCGUUUGAAUCCAGCAGCGCAGCCUUUACGUGAACAAUUGCGAUAUUUUCAUAGGCAAUGCCAUCUUGCAAUGCAAACAUGCUGGCUUUGGGAUUGCUCUACCUUGGAUUUUUCCUUACAGUGGAGGUUGUAGAUCCAACCGCAGCCCUUGAAGCUCCGAAGACAUGCAGUCCAAAGCAGUUUGUUUGUAAAGACCAGGUAACCUGCAUCUCCAAAGGUUGGCGCUGUGACGGAGAGAAGGACUGUCCCGACGGCUCUGAUGAAGCUGCAGAUAUCUGUCACCACACCCAGGUGUCGCAGUGCCCUCCCAAUGAGUUUGAAUGUCGGGGAACAGAUGUGUGUAUUCACCUGAGCAAGCUGUGUGACGGCGUCCCAGACUGCACAGAUGGGCGCGAUGAGGGAGCACACUGUCGAGAGUUUGCUCAUAACUGCACUGUUAAGGGCUGCCAGUACAACUGCUCGGUCACAUUGUCUGGUCCCAAGUGUUACUGCCGAAACGGCUACGAGGUUGGAGAGGAUGGGAAGACGUGUAAAGAUUUUAAUGAGUGUGCGGUAUACGGGACCUGCAGUCAAACGUGCACCAACACAGAAGGCUCCUACACCUGCAGCUGUGUGGAGGGCUACCUGCCACAACCAGACAUCCGCUCGUGCAAGGCCAAGAAUGACCCUGUAGAUCGCCAUCCGUACCUCCUCAUUGCCAACUCUCAAAACAUCCAGGCCACCUCUCUGAGCGGCGCCAAUCCCAUCUCCAUCAACACCAAGCAGACCACCGCCAUGGACUUCAUCUACGCCCAAGAGACCGUGUGCUGGAUCCACAUGGGUGACACACCCGCUGCCACCCAGCUCAAGUGCGCCAAGUUCCCCAAUGCCAAGAGCUUCACGGAGGAGAAGACCAUCAACAUCUCCCUCAGCCUACAUCAUGUGGAGCAGAUGGCCAUUGACUGGCUUACAGGAAAUUUCUACUUCGUGGAUGAUGUAGAUGACCGUAUAUUUGUGUGCAGUAAAGAUGGCUCCACCUGUGUCAUCUUGUUGGACCUGGAACUUUAUAACCCGAAAGGAAUCGCACUGGACCCGGCGAUGGGGAAAAUGUUUUUCACAGACUACGGCCAGAUCCCUAAGGUGGAACGCUGUGACAUGGAUGGGCAGAACCGCACAAAGCUGGUAGACAGUAAAAUCGUCUUCCCUCACGGAAUCACGCUGGACCUGGUCAGCAGGCUGGUUUACUGGGCUGAUGCUUACCUAGAUUACAUCGAGGUGGUGGAUUAUGAGGGCAAAAACAGACAGACCAUCAUUCAGGGAUUACUGAUCGAGCAUCUCUACGGUCUUACUGUGUUUGAGAAUUAUUUGUACGCCACCAACUCUGAUAACGCAAACAUGCAGCCCAAGACCAGCGUGAUUCGAGUCAACCGUUUCAAUAGUUCAGACUUCCAGGUAGUGACUCGUGUAGACAAAGGCGGGGCUCUUCAUGUGUACCACCAAAGACGCCAGCCCGCAGUUCGUAGUCACGCGUGUGCUCCGGAUCCGUAUGGAAAGCCGGGCGGCUGCUCCGAUAUCUGCCUGCUGGGUAACAGUCACAAAAGCCGGACCUGUCGCUGCCGCUCUGGUUUCAGCCUGGGAAGUGAUGGAAAGUCCUGCAAGAAACCCGAGCAUGAGCUCUUUCUGGUAUACGGUAAGGGUCGACCGGGUGUCAUACGCGGUAUGGACCUGCACGCCAGGGUGUAUGAUGAACACAUUAUUCCCAUUGAGAACCUGAACAACCCCAGAGCUCUCGACUUUCAUGCCGAGACCGAAUUCAUCUAUUUCGCUGAUGCCACCAGCUACCUCAUUGGCCGGCAGAAGAUUGAUGGUACUGAGAGGGACAUAAUAGUGAAGGAUGGUAUUCAUACAGUAGAAGGUAUUGCCGUGGAUUGGAUGGGACAGAAUUUGUAUUGGACUGAUGAUGGCCCCAAAAAGACCAUUAGUGUGGCCAAACUGGAAAAGGCCUCUCAAACUCGCAAGACCCUUAUUGAGGGCAAGAUGACCCAUCCCAGAGCCAUAGUAGUGGACCCUGCUCGUGGAAUGAUGUACUGGAGUGACUGGGAGGAGGAGCCUAAAGAAACUAAUCGUGGUAGUAUAAAGAAGGCCUGGAUGGAUGGAUCCAACGCUGGCAUCCUCCUCACAUCUAAAACUGUGCUUUGGCCCAAUGGCCUUAGCCUGGACAUCCAGCAGGGCGUCCUGUACUGGGUAGAUGCAUACUAUGACCGAAUUGAGAUGGUGUUACUCAACACUACAGAACGAAGGACAGUUUAUGAAGGACAGGAGCUGAACCAUCCCUUUGGCCUGUGCCACUAUAAGAACUUCCUGUUCUGGAAUGAGUACCGCGGUGGUGGAAUCUACAAGCUGGACAUGGAGACUAAGAAAGUCACACUGCUACGCAACGAACGACCACCAAUCUAUGAGAUUCGCACAUAUGAUGCACAACAACAGCAGAUUACAGGCUCCAACGUGUGCCGUGCCAAUAAUGGUGGCUGCAGCAGUCUGUGUCUGCUUACACCCACCGGACGUUCCUGUGCCUGCGCAGACGACCAGAUACUAGACGCUGAUAACAAGACCUGCAAAGCGAAUCCAUCCUACGUACCUCCUCCUCAGUGCCAGCCUGGAGAGUUUGCCUGUAAGAAUAAUCGCUGUAUUCAGGAGCGCUGGAAGUGUGAUGGAGACAACGAUUGUCUGGAUAACAGCGACGAGGCCCCAGAGUUGUGUCACCAGCACACCUGUCCAGCGGAUCGAUUUAAGUGCCAAAAUAACCGCUGUAUCCCUCUGCGCUGGCUGUGUGAUGGAGACAAUGACUGCGGCAAUGAUGAAGAUGAGUCUAACAGCACCUGCUCAGCACGUACAUGUCCACCUCAUCAGUUCCCAUGUUCCAGUGGCCGCUGCAUCCCUGCUUCCUGGACGUGUGACCUGGAUGAUGAUUGUGGGGACCGCUCGGAUGAACCAGUUUCUUGUGCAUACCCCACCUGCUUUCCCCUCACCCAGUUCACCUGUGCCAAUGGGCGCUGCAUCAAUGUAAACUGGCGAUGUGACAACGAUAACGACUGCGGGGACAACAGCGACGAGGCCGGCUGCAGUCACUCGUGCUCCAGCGUGCAGUUUAAAUGCAACAGCGGUCGCUGUAUUCCCGAGUACUGGACGUGCGAUGGAGACAACGACUGUGGAGAUUACAGCGAUGAGACGCACGCUAAUUGCACCAAUCAGGCCACGCGUCCUCCUGGCGGUUGCCAUACGGAUGAAUUCCAGUGCGGAGUGGACGGCUUGUGCAUCCCCAUGCGCUGGCGCUGCGACGGAGACACGGACUGCAUGGACCUCAGCGAUGAGAAGAACUGUGAAGGUGUCACUCAUAUGUGUGACCCUGCCGUCAAGUUCACGUGCAAGGAUUCAGCACGAUGCAUCAGUAAGGCCUGGGUGUGUGAUGGCGACAGCGAUUGUGAAGAUAACUCUGAUGAAGAUAACUGCGAGGCACUCGUGUGCAAGCUCUCCCACCACGUCUGCGCCAGCAACGACUCCAUCUGCCUACCUGCCGAUAAACUGUGCGACGGCAAGGACGACUGCCCCGAUGGAUCGGAUGAGAAGCUCUGCAAUCUUUGCUCGGUUGAUAACGGAGGCUGCAGCCACAACUGCACCAUUGCUCCUGGUGAGGGCAUCCUGUGCUCUUGCCCGCCUGGCAUGGAGCUUGGUACUGACAACAAGACUUGCCAGAUUCAGAGCUUCUGCGCCAAGCACCUGAAGUGCAGCCAGCGUUGCCUUCAGGAAAAGGCUACUGUUAAGUGUGCAUGCUACGAGGGCUGGGCACUAGGGCCGGAUGGGGAAAGCUGCAAAAGCACGGAUCCAUUCAAGCCAUUCAUCAUCUUCUCGAACCGACACGAGAUCCGCCGGAUUGACCUGUACAAGGGCGAGUUCAGCGUGCUGGUACCGGGUCUGAGGAACACCAUCGCUUUGGAUUUCCACCUCAACCAGAGCGCCCUCUACUGGACUGACGUGGUGGAGGACAAGAUCUAUCGAGGAAAACUCUCUGAAAACGGAGCUCUCACUAGUUUUGAGGUGGUGAUUCAGUAUGGUUUGGCAACUCCAGAGGGUUUGGCUGUGGACUGGAUUGCUGGAAACAUCUACUGGGUGGAAAGUAACCUUGACCAGAUAGAGGUAGCCAAGCUGGAUGGGACCAUGCGUACCACCUUGCUGGCUGGAGAGGUGGAGCAUCCACGCGCCAUUGCUCUUGACCCAAGAGAUGGCAUUCUGUUCUGGACGGACUGGGAUGCAAGCUCUCCCAGGAUAGAGGCAGCCUCCAUGAGUGGGGAGGGACGUCGCACCAUUCACAGAGAGACGGGGAACGGCGGAUGGCCCAACGGUCUCACUGUGGACUAUCUAGAACGUCGAAUCCUUUGGAUUGAUGCCAGAUCUGAUGCCAUCUACUCUGCUGCAUACGACGGUUCCGGCCUGAUCGAGGUGCUCCGGGGUCACGAAUACUUGUCACACCCCUUUGCUGUCACUAUGUAUGGAGGGGAGGUCUAUUGGACAGACUGGAGGACCAACACUUUGGCUAAGGCCAACAAAUGGACGGGACACAAUGUCACAGUGGUGCAAAGAACAAACACACAGCCUUUUGAUCUUCAAGUGUUUCAUCCAUCUCGACAACCUCAGGCUCCCAACCCAUGUGCGGCUAAUGAUGGGAAAGGGCCGUGCUCUCACCUGUGCCUCAUCAACUACAACCAAACCUUCUCAUGUGCCUGCCCGCACCUCAUGAAACUCACGGCAGACAAGCACACCUGCUACGAGUUCCGUCAGUUUCUGCUGUAUGCUCGGCAAAUUGAAAUCAGAGGGGUGGACAUCAAUAAUCCCUAUUACAACUACAUCAUCUCCUUCACUGUGCCUGACAUUGACAAUGUGACGGUGGUGGAUUAUGAUGCGCUUGAGCACCGUAUCUACUGGUCAGAUGUUCGCACUCAGACCAUCAAACGGGCCUUCAUCAAUGGGACUGGAGUAGAGACAGUUGUGUCUGCUGAUCUCCCUAAUGCUCAGGGUCUAGCUGUAGACUGGGUCUCCAGAAAUCUCUUCUGGACCAGCUAUGAUGCCAAUAAAAAGCAGAUUAAUGUUGCACGACUGGAUGGAUCCUUCAAAAACGCAGUUAUUCAUGGACUGGACAAGCCUCACUGUUUGGUGCUACAUCCCAUCCUGGGAAAGCUCUACUGGACCGAUGGGGACAACAUCAGCAUGGCCAACAUGGACGGCACCAACCGCACAUUACUUUACUCCAAUCAGAAAGGCCCAGUGGGUUUAUCCAUUGACUUUGACACGGAGCAGCUGUACUGGAUCAGUUCUGGAAACAGCACCAUUAAUCGCUGUAAGCUGGAUGGCUCUGGCUUGGAGAUCAUAGAGGGUGUGAAGGGCAAGCUAACCAAAGCUACAGCACUUGCCAUCAUGGGUAAUAAACUGUGGUGGGCCGAUCAAGGCACAGAUCAGAUUGGCACGUGUGAUAAGAGUGACGGUGGAAAUUGGAAGGUUCUCAGAAAUAACACAUCACCCAUGAUGCAUAUGAAGAUCUACAAUGAGACGGUGCACAAACUAGGUAAAAACCUCUGCAGUAAGAACAAUGGCGACUGUUCUCAGCUUUGCCUGCCAACUUCACCAACUACAAGAGCCUGCAUGUGCACGGCCGGAUACAGCCUGAAGAGUGGCCAACAGUCCUGUGAAGGCAUGGGUUCCUUUUUGCUCUACUCCGUGCACGAGGGCAUUCGGGGCAUUCCGCUAGAUCCAUCAGAUAAAUCUGAUGCCCUGGUACCUGUGUCCGGUACCUCUUUAGCUGUGGGCAUUGAUUUCCAUGCUGAAAACGACACCAUCUACUGGGUCGACAUGGGCUUGAGCACCAUCAGCCGAGCCAAGAGAGACCAGACGUGGAGAGAGGACAUAGUGACCAAUGGAAUCGGACGUGUGGAAGGCAUCACCGUCGACUGGAUCGCAGGAAACAUCUACUGGACUGAUCAGGGCUUUGAUGUGAUUGAGGUUGCUAGGCUCAAUGGUUCCUUCCGCUAUGUGGUCAUAUCUCAAGGUUUGGACAAACCACGUGCCAUUGCUGUACAUCCAGAGAAAGGGUAUCUGUUCUGGACAGAAUGGGGUCAGUAUCCACGUAUCGAAAGAUCUCGUCUGGACGGCUCGGAGAGAAUGGUUCUUGUCAAUGUCAGUAUCAGUUGGCCCAAUGGGAUCUCCAUUGACUACCAGGAGGGCCUGCUGUAUUGGUGUGACGCUCGCACAGACAAAAUCGAGCGCAUUAACUUGGAGACCGGAGAAAACCGUGAACUGGUUCUGUCAAGUAACAACAUGGACAUGUUUGCCGUUUCUGUGUUUGAAGACUACAUCUACUGGAGUGACAGGACGCAUGCCAACGGCUCCAUCAAGAGAGGAAACAAGGACAAUGCCACAGAUAUGGUUUAUCUGAGAACAGGCAUUGGCGUACAACUCAAAGAUAUUAAGGUCUUCAAUCGUGCCAGACAGCAAGGUACCAACGUCUGUAAAAUCAACAAUGGUGGAUGCGAACAGCUAUGUCUGUUCCGCGGUAACGGCAACCGUACCUGCGCUUGUGCACACGGCAUGCUGGCAGAGGACGGACGCAGCUGCAGAGACUAUGAUGGCUACCUCCUGUACUCCGAGCGCACGAUACUAAAGAGUAUCCACCUGUCGGAUGAAACGAACCUCAAUGCACCCAUCAAACCGUUUGAAGACCCAGAGCACAUGAAGAACGUGAUCGCUCUGACCUUUGACUAUAGGGGCGGUGGAGGAAAGGGAGCUAACAGGAUCUUUUACAGCGAUAUCCACUUCGGUAACAUCCAGCAGAUCAGCGAUGACGGCUCAGAGCGCAAGACCAUAGUAGAGAAUGUAGGAUCGGUGGAAGGUUUGGCUUAUCACCGAGGUUGGGACACACUUUACUGGACCAGCUACACCACCUCCACCAUCACACGGCACACUGUGGACCAGAGUCGCACUGGAGCUUUCGAAAGAGAUAUAGUGGUCACUAUGUCAGGAGAUGACCAUCCCAGGGCCUUCGUUCUGGAUGAGUGUCAAGAUCUAAUGUUCUGGACUAACUGGAAUGAACAGUCUCCCAGUAUAAUGCGGGCAUCUCUUUCUGGAGCCAAUGUCCUUGUGAUUAUUGGCAAAGACAUCCGCACUCCCAACGGUUUGGCCAUAGACCACCGCGCCGAGAAACUUUACUUCUCCGAUGCUACGCUAGACAAGAUUGAGCGCUGCGAGUAUGAUGGCAGCCACCGCUUUGUGGUUCUGAAGAAUGAGCCAGUACAUCCUUUCGGUUUGGCUGUGUACGGUGAAUAUAUUUUCUGGACGGAUUGGGUGCGCAGAGCUGUUCUAAGAGCAGAUAAAUUUGGCAGAGAUAUGAAAGUCCUUCGUGCUGACAUCCCACAACAGCCAAUGGGCAUCAUCGCUGUGGCCAAAGACACCAAUAACUGUGAAUAUUCACCUUGCCUCAACAAUAAUGGAGGCUGUCAGGACCUGUGUCUGCUCACCUCGGAGGGAAGAGUCAACUGCAGCUGCCGUGGAGAGCGCAAGCUACUGGAAGACAACACCUGUGUCGCGGAGAACACGACCUGUAACAGCGUUGAUGAAUUUGCAUGUGGAAAUGGCGACUGCAUCAACUACAGCCUGACCUGCGACAGCCUUGCACACUGCAAAGACAAGUCUGAUGAGAAGCAAUCAUACUGCACUAACCGCAUGUGCAAGAAGGGCUACCAGCGUUGCGUUAACGGCCGCUGUAUCAAACACAGCUCUUGGUGCGACGGCACAGAUGACUGUGGCGACGGUUCGGAUGAGCUGCCCUGCAACAUGACAUUGUGCAGUGCUGCAGAGUUUCAGUGCAAAGAUGGAUCGUGCAUCUCUAACUCCAGUCGCUGCAACCAGGUGGUCGACUGCCAGGACGCCAGCGAUGAGAUGAACUGCAGUCCCACCGACUGCUCUAGUUACUACCACCUUGGAGUUAAGGGCAUGACCUUCCAGAGGUGUGAGUUUACCACACUCUGCUUCAGCCCCUUGUGGCGCUGUGAUGGAUCCAACGACUGUGGAGAUUUCUCUGAUGAAAGAAACUGCCCAGAGAAGAGGAAGCUGAAAUGUCCAGUGAACUUCUUUGCUUGUCCAAGCGGCCACUGUAUACCUAUGAGCUGGACGUGUGAUACAGAGAACGACUGUGAGAAUGGAGCAGAUGAGCAACACUGUGAUAAGUUCUGUGCACCGAAUCAGUUCGAAUGUGCGAACCAUCGCUGUAUCUCUAAAUCGUGGGUAUGUGAUGGUACCGAUGACUGCGGAGAUGGUACAGAUGAAGACAGCAGAUGCAAGGCCAGAACAUGCAGUCCGGAGGCAUUUCAGUGUCCUGGCUCCAACAUUUGUAUUUCCCAGCGCUGGAAGUGUGAUGGGGAUAAAGACUGUCCUGACGGGGCGGAUGAGGGCGUUAAGGCUGGCUGUGCCUUGAACAGAACCUGUGAUAAAACUGAGUUCCAGUGUCAGAACUAUCAGUGUAUUCCCAAGCACUUCCGAUGUGACCAUGACGUCGACUGUCGUGAUGGCUCUGACGAGUCACCAGAGUGUGAAUAUCCCUCAUGUGGGCCGCAUGAUUUCCGCUGUGCUAACGGUCAGUGCCUGAAGCAGAAGAACUGGCAGUGUGACGGAGAGUUCGACUGUAGAGACCAAUCAGACGAAGCCCCCAAAAACCCUCUUUGCACAGACUCGGAGAGGCCCUGCAAUGACACAGCCUUCCAGUGUCAGAACAGCAACAAGUGUUUGAAUGACACUCAGCUUUGUGAUGGCAACGAUGACUGCGGUGACGGCUCUGAUGAGCGCAACUGCUUCGUCAAUGAAUGUUUCAACCCCAAACUAAGCGGCUGCUCGCAGCUCUGCGAGGACCUCAAGAUUGGUUUCAAGUGCCGGUGUAAUCCAGGAUUCCGCCUGAAGAAUGAUAAGAAGACGUGUAUGGAUGUGGACGAAUGCACCACUACGUACCCCUGUGCUCAGCGUUGCAUCAAUACACACGGUAGCUUCCACUGCCUCUGCGUCGAAGGCUUUGUGCCGCACCCUAAUGACCCCACCACCUGCAAAUCCACUUCGGAGGAGGAACCUUUCCUCAUCUUUGCUAACCGAUACUAUUUGCGAAAACUCAACUUGGAUGGGUCAAACUACACGCUGAUUAAACAGGGGCUCAAUAACGCAGUGGCUCUAGAUUACCAUUACGCAGAGCAGAUGAUCUACUGGACAGAUGUGACCACACAGGGCAGCAUGAUCCGCCGCAUGCACAUCAACGGCAGUAACGUGCAGGUGCUACACAGAACCUCUCUGAGUAACCCUGACGGUCUGGCCGUAGACUGGGUUGGGGGGAACCUGUAUUGGUGCGAUAAGGGCAGAGACACGAUCGAGGUCUCCAAGCUGAAUGGAGCCUACAGAAGCGUGCUGGUCAACAGCGGCCUGCGGGAGCCCAGAGCUGUGGCUGUGGAUGUGAGGAAUGGGUAUUUGUACUGGUCAGAUUGGGGCGACGUGCCACAUAUCGGCCGUAUCGGCAUGGACGGCACAGACCGCCAAAUCAUCAUUCAGGAUAAAAUCACGUGGCCCAACGGCCUGACUUUAGAUUUUAUCAAUGACCGCAUCUACUGGGCAGACGCGCGUGAGGAUUACAUUGCUUUCGCCAGCCUGGAUGGAUCCAAUAGACACAUCGUCCUAACCCAUGACAUACCUCACAUCUUUGCCAUGACCCUGUUUGAGGAGUAUAUCUACUGGACUGACUGGGAGACAAAGUCCAUCAACAGAGCCCACAAAACCCUUGGAACCAACAAGACCAUGUUGAUCAGCACCCUACACAGACCUAUGGACAUACACAUCUAUCAUCCAUCCAGACAACCUGAGGUGACCGGUCACCCCUGUCAGGAUGAUAACGGAGGGUGCAGUAACCUGUGUCUACUCUCACCUGGAGGAGGCUAUAAGUGUGCCUGUCCUACCAACUUCUACCUGGCCGCUGAUGGAAAACAAUGUCUGUCCAACUGUACAGCCAGCCAGUUUGUCUGUAAGAACGAUAAAUGCAUUCCCUUCUGGUGGAAGUGUGACACUGAGGACGACUGUGGAGAUCGAUCAGAUGAACCUGCUGAUUGUCCUGAGUUUAAAUGCAGACCUGGCCAGUUCCAGUGCGGCACGGGGCUCUGUACAAACCCAGCUUACAUCUGUGAUGGAGACAACGAUUGCCAAGACAACUCUGAUGAAGCCAACUGUGAUAUCCACGUUUGCCUGCCCAGCCAGUUUAAGUGCUCUCAUCCCAGUCGCUGUAUCCCUGGAAUCUUGCGCUGUAACGGUCAGAACAACUGCGGCCAGGGUGAAGAUGAGAAGGACUGUCCUGAGGUGACCUGCGCUCCCAACCAAUUCCAGUGUGCCAUCACUAAACGCUGCAUACCGCGCGUGUGGGUCUGCGAUAGAGACUACGACUGCGUGGACGGUUCAGAUGAACCUGCCAACUGCACUCAGAUGAAGUGUGGCGUGGACGAGUUUCGCUGUAAGGACUCGGGACGCUGCAUCCCGUCUCGCUGGACGUGUGAUGGAGAGGACGACUGUGGCGAUGCCUCGGAUGAGCCCAAAGAAGAGUGUGACGAGAGAACGUGUGAGCCGUACCAGUUCCGCUGUAAGAAUAACCGCUGUGUCCCUGGCCGCUGGCAGUGUGACUAUGACAAUGACUGUGGAGAUAAUUCAGAUGAGGAGAAGUGUGUGCCCCGUAAGUGCUCCGAGAGUGAAUUUGCCUGCACUAAUGGACGUUGUAUUGCUGGAAGGUGGAAGUGUGAUGGAGAUCAUGAUUGUUCAGAUGGAUCUGAUGAGCAUGGCUGUGAACUGAAAUGUGACGAGGAUCAGUUCCAGUGUAAGAACGGUCACUGCAUCUCUCUGCGCUGGCGCUGUGACUCUGAUGCUGACUGCAUUGAUGGCAGUGAUGAAGAAGGCUGUGAUAUUUCUGUGGUGCGACACUGCCCCCAUCAUGAGUUCCAGUGUAAUAACACUCUGUGUAAGCCGCUGUCUUGGAAAUGUGAUGGAGAAGACGACUGUGGAGAUAACUCAGAUGAGAACCCUGAAGAGUGCAGAAACUUCAUAUGCCCACCCACUAGAAAUUUCCGUUGUCAAAAUAACCGCGUCUGUAUCCCGAGUGGAAAGCGAUGUGAUGGCGUGGACAACUGCGGGGACAAUUCAGAUGAGCUCAACUGUGAACACCACACGACCACGUGCGACAAAGACCAGUUCCAGUGCAACAAUGGCAAAUGCAUCAGCUCCAGCCUGCGUUGCAACUUCUUUAAUGACUGUGAGGACUACGGUUCAGAUGAAAUCAACUGCAAGACAGAGACCAUGCUGAAUGACUGUAAGAGUAAUAAAUCACUAUGUGGAGAUGGCGACGAAGCUCACUGUGUAGUCAAUGGCACAGACACAUUCUGCUCCUGCAAACAAGGCUUCCAGAGAGUCAGACACAACAUCUGUGAAGAUAAGAACGAGUGCAAACAGUUCGGCAUGUGUUCCCAAAUCUGUAACAACACCAAGGGCUCCUACAAGUGCAGUUGCCACAAGUACUUUACCAGGAUUAACACCACAUGCAAAGCUGACAGUUUAAACAUCAACAAGCAGGUCAUCUACAUCGCAGACGACAAUGAGAUCCGCAGUCUGACGGGAAUGCCGAACUGGUUUUACGAGCAAACCUUCCAGGGUGAUGCCAACGUACGCAUCGACGCCAUGGAUCUCCACGUCAAGACCAAUCGCAUUUUCUGGACCAACUGGCACACUUCCAACAUCUCCUGCUUCCAGCUGCCCUCCCCCUCCUCACCGUCAGGCCCCACUUCAAACUCGCACCGCAACACAAGGCAAAGCGAGGGCAGCGUCACCAACCUGGAUAUUCCCGGUUUGAAGAUGCCGCGGGGAAUCGCGGUCGACUGGGUGGCCGGUAACCUCUACUGGACUGAUUCGGGGCGUGAUGUCAUCGAAGUUGCACAGAUAUCGGGCCAGCACAGGAAGACGCUGAUCUCUGGGAUGAUCGAUGAGCCUUAUGCUAUAGUAGUGGAUCCACAAAGAGGAACCAUGUACUGGUCCGACUGGGGGAAUCAUCCAAAAAUUGAAACGGCAGCCAUGGACGGAACUCUCAGACAAAUUCUCAUCCAUGAGAACAUCCAGUGGCCUACAGGUCUUGCAGUUGACUACUUCAAUGAACGCUUAUACUGGGCAGACGCCAAGCUCUCGAUCAUCGGCAGUGUGCGUUUGGAUGGCUCUGACCCUGUUGUGGCUGUGUCCAACAUCAAAAACAAUCUUCUCCACCCAUUCAGCAUUGAUAUAUUUGAGGAUUACAUUUAUGGAGUCACGUACACCAAUAAUUUGGUCUUCCGUGUUAACAAGUUUGGCAGAGGUCAGGCAGAGAACCUGACGACGGGCAUCAACCACGCUACUGACUUAGUUCUCUACCAUCGCUAUAAACAACCUGAGAUGACUAACCCAUGCGACAGGAAGAAAUGUGAAUGGUUGUGCCUGCUCAGUCCCAGCGGUCCGGUCUGCAUCUGUCCUAAUGACCACACCCCUGACAACGGCACCUGUGUGGAAGUAACACCAGCGACCCAAUCUCCCUCCUCACCCACCUGUAACAUACAGUGUCAGAAUGGAGGCACCUGUAAACUGAACUCAUGGAAUCAACCCAAAUGUCACUGUCCAACCAGUUACAAAGGUGAUCGCUGCGAGAUAAACCAGUGCAGAGAUUACUGUCUGAACGGAGGAACGUGCUCACCAUCACAUCUCACAGGUGCUCCUACCUGUCGCUGUCAGCCCGGCUUUACUGGACCACAAUGUAACCUGCAAACAUGUAAAAACAUCUGCCAGAACGGAGGCAGCUGCACCGUCAAUCAGGGCAACCAGCCCACCUGCCACUGCCCUGAGGGCUUCCUGGGUGACCAAUGCCAGUACAGUAAAUGUAAAGACUUCUGUAAGAAUGAAGGUGUUUGCAUGCAGACGAGCAACGGCACUAAACUUUGCCGCUGUCCCAACACGGUUUUCGGCCCACGGUGCGAGCAGAACAUGUGCGAAUACUGCGGUGAGGGCAAAUGCGAACAGCAGCGCAAUGGAGAAACUAUGUGUCGAUGUGCUGAUAACGGAGAGCAGCAGCCCUCUUGCUACUCCUGUCAGAACUUCUGCAUCGAGGGCCAGUGCACUAUAGACCCCAAUACGAAGCGACCACAAUGCAGAUGUAAUGCAGGCUGGGAAGGUUUUCGAUGUAGGAUCAGUGUCGCCCCAACUCAGAACCCAAGCUCUGGAAGUACAGCGUCUGUGGUUAUCCCAGUGAUGUUGCUGCUUUUACUAGCACUGUUAGUUGUUGCCGCCAUCUUGUGGUAUAAGAAGAGAAUGAGCGGUGCUAAGGGAUUUCAGCAUCAGAGGAUGACCAACGGGGCCAUGAACGUUGAGAUCGGGAACCCGGCGUACAAGAUCUAUGAAGGAGAGCCCGAUGAUGAUGCAGGGGAGCUGUUAGACUCCGAAUUCAGUCUAGAUCCUGAUAAGCCCACAAACUUCACCAACCCCGUGUACGCCACACUAUACAUGGGCGCCCAUAACAGCCGCAAUUCUCUGGCCAGCACAGAUGAGAAAAAAGAGCUGCUGUCCGGAGGGGACGAGGACAUGAGCGACCCGCUGGCUUAAAGCGGCCGGAUGCCCACUUGCCCACAAGCAGACCCUUAUGCCUUUACACGUCAGAGGAAGAGCCACACAAGAGAAGGAACACUGUACAAAUGUAAAAAAGAAAAGAAAAAUGAAGGACAAUUUUUGUAUGUGAUCGCAGUAUUAUAUUUUAUUCUUCAAGAAAUCCUUCUGGUCAAGCAUUUUCUACACAUAUAUUUUCUUUCUUUUCGUAAAAAGAAAAGUUUCUUAAAACAUUCACUCGCCUAGUUUCCCCCGAUUUAGCCACUACCUCUGAGCUCAACCGGUUGCCAACUACAAUUUGGAAAAAUUUUCAGUUUGCUUGUUUUAAGUUUAUUUUUGUAUGACUUGUAUAGAGAUCAAUGACGUUUCUUUUGGCGAAAAUCAAAAUUGCCAAGUGUUUGUUGUUUUGAAAGGGGAGGGGAAUGAUGCCCAUUCAGUCUAUGGGGCUGAGACAUAAUAUGCCGCAGGAGGUGUGCGUGUGAAUGCGAGUGUGUGCAUACUUAUGCGCUUUUAUUUCUAUACUGUUAUCUCAGAGAACAAUGCUUACAAUGAUUGUCUUACGCCUUGCACAGAUUGAUUUUAUAUAUAUUUACAUAUAUAAUUAACAAAGUGUCUUGACGAAUAUACCCAGGAAUACAAGCAGACACCCGUACCAAUUUGCAGUAUGUAACUGUGUUUUAGCUUUUGUUUUUAAAGGAACGAAAAGAUGCAAAAAGUGACAGCGUGAUGUCAUGAAUGAAUCGACGGUUGAAUGAACGAGUGAAUGAUGUGAUAACAUUCCAGAACUGUUUCCAGGGUGUGUAUCAGUGGCCUUGGUGUGUAUGCAAGCAAUCCCGUGUCAGCGAGCGAGCAAAGACGACUUGGGUGAGAUGGAUUAAUGUAGAGCAGGCCUCAUAUGACUUGUUGUCUUCCAGAAGGCCAGAAACAACCAGAAGCAGCACGUAGAUCAUUGUUGAUGUGGCUUCGAAAGAAAUGUUUCAUACCACUUCGGUGGGAGCCGUAUGUCACUUUUAGUUCAAAUAGUUUCGUGUCUAAUGGACUUUUAAUGCUAAAUGUAAGUGAGGUUCACGUGGAUCCAGUAAUAACUCACUGCCUUGCUGCUAUGAUUUCCAUUCUCAUCUGCCUGACCUUUAGAGAGACUCAGCUGAACUUCCACUGCUUCUAAUGGAGGUAACCUGCCAUAGACUGUUGUGCCAUAGGCUAAUGCAUGGAUCCAACGCCACACAAAGUGAUACGUGUUAACAGUAUUCAUCCGAGCAUCUGGACUUAACAUGUUAAGUGUCUGCUCUGUUUACGAUCAAAUGUAAUUUUUAGUACUUUUUGUUUUUACCAUCACGGAUGACUAGUUUCACACAACCCUACAACCGUUUCUGUAGUUUUGUUUUUAUUAUUUUUUUAUAUGCAAAAUAAUUAAACUGCUUUUUAUAGUAGAAAUGCA